AUGCCGAGGCUGUCUUCGUCUGCCAAGAUCAAAGCGGACCUCGCAGCUCAAAUGCUUCUCUACCAUCUGAAACACGGAGCUCCUACCAUUCUUACGGUCGACGCCUCAAACGCGUUCGACCGGACGUGGCAUCCCAUUGCAUUUUUCUCCACAGCACUCAAGCCCGCCGAAACAAAAACCGCAACCACUGGACAGAUCGUCUUGCUGUUGUCCUCCUCUACUGAAGGGAAGCUACUGAACCAUCUGCACCGUUCCUUCGAGAGCCUUCGACCGGUCCCCACCCGCGCCACGUCUUCCCGCAAGCCGGAUCUCAGCACGGCAACUCAUGUAUUCCUGCGAACAGACAGCGUCAAAAAGGCCCUCUGUCCACCUUACUCCGGUCCGCACCCGGUGCUGCAGCAGUCCGACAAGACCUUCCGCGUCGUGAUCAACGAUAAAGAGGACACAGUAAGCGCUGAUCGUCUUAACCCAGCUUUCAUCGAAAACCCCUUCAUUGAACGCUAUAUCGACACGGAGCUUCAUAACGUGGGCUCACCAUCCAUUGUUACUCUCCCCCCAAACCAAGCACCAGCGGCCUAG
Ornithodoros turicata is the source of this 579-nucleotide messenger RNA. RefSeq lists its product as uncharacterized. The record is from RefSeq and is a predicted model, not a curated record. The coding region runs from base 1 to 579 and encodes 192 amino acids. The transcript is spliced from 2 exons. Lineage: Eukaryota; Metazoa; Arthropoda; Arachnida; Ixodida; Argasidae.